Molecule: messenger RNA, 291 nt
Organism: Entrophospora sp. SA101
Lineage: Eukaryota; Fungi; Glomeromycota; Glomeromycetes; Entrophosporales; Entrophosporaceae
Source: the annotation of a GenBank genome assembly
AUGUCAGCAAUGUCAUCAGCAAUGUCAUUAUGUUCUGAGAAGUUAACACUUUGGAUUCUUGUCAAAGGCAAAUGGCUUGAUGGAAGUUGUAGUUUUGAUCCUGUCAACUAUUCUGUACAUCUUGAGGAAUUUGUUUUAUUGGUAUACCCUCAAGUAGAAGUAUCUGGAUCUCAUCAAUGUGAUUUUGGCAGUGAUGAUAUGAAAGAUGCAAAGAAAUUAGCUAAUUGUAUUACCUCUAUCCUGCAAUGCAAGCUAGUGGUCUGGGUAGCAAUUAAAAAAAUUCAUCUGUAA